CCCCCAAUCCCUCUUUACUUUGCUUCCUUCGCUGGCGGACGGAGCUCAAGUCGUUCUUUAGCUUUUUCAAUUCAACUUGGGAAAUCCUCGUACCUGACAACCCAUUGUCUAAUUUCAUUCAAAUUUGGUGGAAAAAUAAUUAUUAGAAGUUGCACCUGUCGAGUCUGCUUCAAAAUACAGAGGUCCGGAGAAAGGAUACUUUGAGAGGGUCGUUUAAACGAGAUUGGAGAUGCUCCUGUCUUUGCUGCUGUGUGCCAUCUGUCCGCUCGUCCUACCGUCCUCCUCUACCCCCAGCCAAGCCUCAGAUGACUCCAGACUCCUACAGGUGACCAUCCCUACGACCCCUCCCUUAUCUGCCGUCUUGGGGGGCUCUCUUACCCUACCUUGCCUGGUGUCUCUGUCCCACCCGCCCCCCAACACAAAUGGCCGCCACGCCGUACUCUCCCUACCCAGGGUCAAGUGGAGCGUGCUGUCCCAGGGACACGAGACUGAGAUCCUGGUGGCCCGAGGGGACAGGGUGAAGGUCAGCGAGGACUACAAGGACCGAGCCUCCCUGCUCCAUUACGUCUCCUCCCCAGCCGACCUCACCCUGAGGCUGGAGGGCCUGCAGUACAACGACUCUGGCUUCUACCGCUGUGAGGUGCAGCAGGGCCUGGAGGAUGCCGACGAUGUGGCUCAGGUCAAGGUCAAAGGGGUGGUGUUCCACUACCGGGAUGCUUCCAGUCGCUAUGCCUUUACCUUUACGCAGGCCCGGGACGCCUGUGAAGAGAUCGGGGCUCACAUCGCCACCCCAGAGCAGCUCUUGGCAGCCUACCACAGUGGCUAUGAGCAGUGUGAUGCGGGCUGGCUCUCAGACCACUCAGUGAGAUAUCCCAUCCAGAUGCCACGAGAGGGAUGUUUUGGAGACAUGGACGGGCAUCCUGGAGUGAGGAACUAUGGGCUGCUGGAACAUGAUGAGCUGUACGAUGUAUACUGUUAUGUGGAGAAUAUAGUGGGGGAAGUGUUCCAUGGCUCUUCCCCCCAAAGUUUCACCCUGUGGGAAGCUAAGGCCUAUUGUCUGGCUCAGGGAGCGGAGCUGGCCACCACAGGUCAGCUGUAUGCAGCCUGGAAUGACGGACUGAACGCCUGCAGCCCGGGGUGGUUGGCUGAUGGGAGUGUACGCUACCCCAUUGUCACUCCCAGGGAGCGUUGUGGUGGAGGGGAGCCUGGGGUCAGGACUGUCUAUCGCCAUUUGAACCAGACAGGCUUUCCAGAGGCACACACUCGCCACGACACUUACUGCUUCCGAGGCAACAGCAACACACACACCGAAUCUCCCCAUGAUUACCUGGCUACAGAGCCAGAGGACAUCGGCCAGGACAUUGUGACGCUGUCUGAGCCUCUGGAGGAAUUCAGCCUGGGUCAGGUGACAGAGCAGGUGGUGAGCAAAGAAGCUCAGGGCUCCCUGUCUGCCAUCCUUGUUCCAGAGGAGCAGCACGCAUCAGUGCAUAUAGAGAAGCAAGGGGCUGUCCCUGGGGAGCAGUACCCAGAGCAGAGGGCUGUCCCUGGGGAGCAGUACCCAGAGCAGAGGGCUGUCCCUGGAGAGCAGUACCCAGAGCAGAGGGCUGUCCCUGGAGAGCAGUACCCAGAGCAGAGGGCUGUCCCUGGGGAGCAGUACCCAGAGCAGAGGGCUGUCCCUGGGGAGCAGUACCCAGAGCAGAGGGCUGUCCCUGGAGAGCAGUACCCAGAGCAGAGGGCUGUCCCUGGAGAGCAGUACCCAGAGCAGGGGGCUGUCCCUGGAGAGCAGUACCCAGAGCAGGGGGCUGUCCCUGGAGAGCAGUACCCAGAGCAGAGGGCUGUCCCUGGGGAGCAGUACCCCGAGCAGAGGGCUGUCCCUGGAGAGCAGUACCCAGAGCAGGGGGCUGUCCCUGGGGAGCAGUACCCAGAGCAGGUGGCUGUCCCUAGGGAGCAGUACCCAGAGCAGGUGGCUGUCCCUGGGGAGCACGGAGAAGAACAGGGGUUUGUUCCUGGAGAACACGGAGCGGAGCAGGGGGCUGUUACUGAGGAGGCAUACACCAAGGAGGAUGGAGAGGAGCAAGGGGCUGUGCCUGGGCAGCACGGAGAGGAACAGGGGGUUGUUCCUGGGGAGCAGUACCCAGACCAGCCUGGAGAGGAGCAGGGGGCCGUCGAUGGCCAGGGCCCUACUGUUGUCUAUCACGCCCUACCCUUUCCAGUUGAACCCCAAGACCCAUUCACCCCCACAUCCUUCCCCCAAGACCUGGAGCCCACAGAGGACACCUGGCAGCCGGUGAAAGAGGUCAGCAACCCAGAAACAUAUCAGCCUUCCCCUGAGGGGGCAAACGUAGACUUAAACUACCCAGUCACACCCUAUGAUGAGCUGAAUGCAAACCCAACACUGUAUCCACCUUCUCGCGAGACAAAUUAUGACUCAGGUGAUCUUACAACUGCUCAUGAAGACAACAUUAGUAGCCCCGAUCCCUACCAGCCCUUGUCAGAGUCAAACGUGGAAUCAGGAGAGCUCUCAAUAGAGGGUGUUCCAGGGACGGCUCUGGAGGCCCCCGUGCCCACCACAGGGUAUGAGGAGGUGGACAGGUCCAGUGAUCCACAGCCCUUGCCUGGCACAACCCCUGAGAGUGGUGAGUCUCAGUAUGGUAUUUCAGAGGAAAUCCAUCUGCAAACAGGGAUCACCCAGGAGACCGAACACUACACUUUUACCUCUGAGACCGCAGACUACAAUGUAUCAGGAGUUGAAGCCACUACUAGUCAUGACAGCUCUCCAGAGGAGCAACUGGAAAGUGGGCUGCCCACACCUCCUGAGGAGGACCACUCCGGAGAUGAGCACGUCAUCCAGGAGCAUGUCACAGACACAGACUCGGUCUACCCAAGCACCUCUUACGACCUCUCAGGAGGGUCCAUCAGGCCUGAGGGAGCCAUCGCUGGGGGUGUUGAGGAGACAUCUGUAUCUUCCACUUCACCUCACGAGGAAACGGAGCUCUUCCCUGACCAGUCCACCACUCAGCCUCCAUACUGGGAGAGCACACCUGAAUACCGGCGUACCAACUCUGUGGACCACAGUGCCAGUGUCCUUCUCCCUGAGGAGCAUACCACAUCACUGGACUCAUUGGUCCUUCAGACAGGGGAGAACAGUGGCUCUGCUACGGCUGAGUCAGGAGACCUGGCUACCCUAAGCCCAGUGGAGAUGGACCCCUAUGAACUGAUCCCUACCUCUGAAUAUGCUUUUGACCCCACUCAGGAGCAGUCUGGUGUCAUGUCACCCGACUCCUCUACCCUAGAUGAGCAUGUGGAGCAGGAGGCAGGAGGCACAGUGGACUCAUUACAAGAGGUUUCCAUGGGCUCCACUGACCUGGGUUCAGUUCCAACUGACAAAGUCCUCACAGUUACUUAUGACACUGGCUCUAGUGAAGCCUCUGGGGUCCACGAGGGAAUGCUUGACGUUACCCUCUUGACAUCCCCCAAACCUAUUACCUAUUCCCCCCCGACCCAGCGUUCCGUGGAGGGCAGCUCCCCAGGUGACUUCAUAACCUUCAUCCCAGAAACCAGCGUUCCAUCUGGGUUUGAUCCUCUGGAGGAAGGGCUGGAGAAGGUGGAGCAAGAGGGGUUGGGUGAAAUCCCAGAAGUAGUUGAAACUACUACCCCAGAGACAGCUUCUGGUGAGGAGGGGAGUGGAGAUGAGCAGAAUGGUCAGGAGGUGAGUGGAGAAGAGGAGAGUGGUCAGGAGGUGAGUGGAGACGAGGAGAGUGGUCAGGAGGCGAGUGGAGACAAGGAGAGUGGUCAGGAGGCGAGUGGAGACGAGGAGAGUGGUCAGGAGGCGAGUGGAGACGAGGAGAGUGGUCAGGAGGCGAGUGGAGACAAGGAGAGUGGUCAGGAGGCGGUUGGAGACAAGGAGAGUGGUCAGGAGGUGAGUGGAGACAAGGAGAGUGGUCAGGAGACGAGUGGAGAUGAGGAGAGUGGUCAGGAGGCGAGUGGAGACAAGGAGAGUGGUCAGGAGGCGAGUGGAGACAAGGAGAGUGGUCAGGAGGCGAGUGGAGACAAGGAGAGUGGUCAGGAGGCGAGUGGAGACGAGGAGAGUGGUCAGGAGGCGAGUGGAGACAAGGAGAGUGGUCAGGAUGCGAGUGGAGACAAGGAGAGUGGUCAGGAGGUGAGUGGAGACAAGGAGAGUGGUCAGGAGGUGAGUGGAGAUGAGGAGAGUGGUCAGGAGGUGAGUGGAGAUGAGGAGAGUGGUCAGGAGGUGAGUGGAGACGAGGAGAGUGGUCAGGAGGUGAGUGGAGACGAGGAGAGUGGUCAGGAGAUGAGUGGUCAGGAGGCGAGUGGAGACGAGGAGAGUGCUCAGGAGGCAAGUGGAGACAAGGAGAGUGGUCAGGAGGCGAGUGGAGAUGAGGACAGUGACCAGGAGCUGAGUGGAAAUGAGGACAGUGACCAGGAGGUGAGUGGCCAAGAGGGAGUAGAGUCCGGCUCAGGCGAGGAGCACUCUGCAUCUGCUGAUUCUGCUGAUUCUGGAGAAAGCUCACUGAUCCUUGAACCAGAAGUCCCAUACAUCAAUGAAACUGUCACUCCCAUCAAUGGCACAACUGUCAAUAGCACAGAUGAAAGCGAGCCUGAGUCGAGCACAGAUGCGCCUUCUACUGACAUGGAGAUCACGCUGCUCCCUGAUUUGUACCAGACCCCCGUGCCCUCCCCCACCGUACCCCAGGAGUCCCGGGCCGAUGCAGAUCUGGAGUACAGUGGGGAGACCUCAGUCACGGAGGACCCUGACUCCAUCACUCCACCCACUGAGGAGCCUGAAGAGACCCCCAGCCCGACGCCCACCACAGAGGACUACGAUGACCAGACUACGACGGCAGCACCCCUAUAUCCAGAGGACGUUGAUGAGGAGAAACUGAUUACCACUUCUACUACUCCAAGAUUUGGGAACAUUUCAGAUGCCUGCCUAGAUAAUCCUUGUUCCAACGGGGGAACAUGUGUGGACAUUGGGUCUUCAACCAGGUGCCUUUGCUUGCCCACCUAUGGAGGAGACAUGUGCCAGACAGACCUGGAGGUGUGUGAGCCGGGUUGGGAAAAGUUCAUGGGCUUCUGUUACCAACAUUUCACCAAGCGUCAGGGCUGGGAGGUGGCAGAGCAGCACUGUCGUUUGUGUGGCGGUCACCUGAUCUCGGUCAUGACCCCUGAGGAACAGGACUACAUUAAUGAUAAGUACAGAGAGUACCAGUGGACGGGACUGAAUGACAGGACCAUAGAGGGAGACUUCCGCUGGUCUGACGGGAAUCCUCUGUUGUACGAGAACUGGUACCGGGGCCAGCCGGACAGUUACUUCCUGUCUGGAGAGGACUGUGUGGUGAUGGUAUGGCAUGACGGGGGGCGCUGGAGCGAUGUGCCCUGUAACUACCACCUCUCCUACACCUGCAAGAAGGGCACCUCUUUCUGUGGCCAACCCCCCAUCAUUGCCAAUGCCAAGGUGUUUGGUAAGUCGCAUCUGCGCUACGAGACCAACUCCAAGGUGCGUUACUACUGUGAAGAAGGAUUCCUCCAGACACAGAACCCCGUCAUUAAGUGCCUAUCCAACGGCCAAUGGGAGGAGGCUUUGAUCACCUGUCACCCUGCCCUGACCAACUUGGCAGAGCGAGAGCAGAAGGUCACAACGCCACCCUAUCAGAACGAGGGGGUGGAGGUGGUGGACACAGCCACGGAGAAAGCCACUUCAGGGUUCUGGGACAUCAAGUGGAACUAAUAAGCUCAUCAAACUCAAUAUGCCCCUUCCCUCUGCCCCCUUCCCUGGAAUCCUAUGUUCCACUCAAAGACUGUCCAACCUUGUCCCUCCAACAAGGUGGAGCCUUGUAAAAUAAAUGUUCUCCCUGAGAACGAGUCAUCACAUUCCUGUCACCAGCGCUUUCCAGGAUAAACCCAUUUAGAACAUCAACAGACUUGAUGUUACUCGGACCUAGUGCCGAUCGAUCACACUUACAAUAAGAGUACAUCCCAACAUAAGGCCACGAUUAGAGGGAAUGGAUCGAAUUUGCACAGUACAGUUUGUCGUUGGAAUGAGCUUUAACGAAGAUGUCCCAUCCAUCAUUUGGGCUUGUUUGUUGUAUAAGGAUAUGUGAUUGUUGACUAGUGAAAUUCUUUGAUAUCCACCUGUGCUACGACACUGUUGGAUUACUGUAUUUGACUGAGUAACAUAUAUUAUGACAUGUUUAUGAGGGUGUACAGUAAGAUUUUGAUAGAGAGUUUCAGAAAAGUGCAACCUAAAUCUCAACCUCAGCUGGUCUGACAUUAACCGAAGCCACUUUUCCACCCUCUGCCACAAAGUCAGAAUUAAGAUGUCCACUUCCGUAUGCUAUUGUAUAAGAAAAUCUCCUUGUCAAUCCAUAUCUUCUCAAUUCCUACAACACAAAGCAUUUUCUCAACAUGUCCUCUUAUCUGGUGCUUUGUUUUAUCAGGUGUCUUACGAACUUUGGACCCAAUAUUAGAAGCCAAUUUCCACUUUUAAAGUACUUGGUUUGAAAAUAGCCAGAAUCCAAAGUUAGUUUUUUUAUACUCUCGUAAAAACGUAAUCACUAAGAUACUAGGAAGAACAUGUGAAAAUGUCCACAAUGGUAUUUCCGUUUUCAUGCACCAAUGAUGUCAUUGUCUUAGUUCCAGUGGAAGUAAUACUGUACGUUGGUAGUGUUUAACAGUAAUCAAAUAAUGCUAAUUGUAAAUCCCAUUUGUGACUGCACAAUUGCAUAUUGAACUUGUUAUGAAAGAAAAAAUGUAAUUGUACAACUAAUUAAAAAGGAGAUGGAUUAAAUAAGAAAAAUAUAGUUUUUGGAGAGUAGAAAAUAAAUAUCUAAUAAAAUGAAUUGAUUACAAUGUAUUUAUCCAUGUGAAUAUGGUUGCAUUUGAAUGAUAUUUUCAUGCCACAUAUCAAAUACACUGUC
Molecule: messenger RNA, 6935 nt
Organism: Oncorhynchus kisutch (coho salmon)
Lineage: Eukaryota; Metazoa; Chordata; Actinopteri; Salmoniformes; Salmonidae
Product: aggrecan core protein
Exons: 14
Coding region: 230-5746 (1838 amino acids)
Biological process (GO): cell adhesion; positive regulation of neuroblast proliferation; skeletal system development
Cellular component (GO): perineuronal net; synapse
Molecular function (GO): hyaluronic acid binding
Source: RefSeq, a predicted model, not a curated record